Molecule: messenger RNA, 5762 nt
Organism: Loxodonta africana (African savanna elephant)
Lineage: Eukaryota; Metazoa; Chordata; Mammalia; Proboscidea; Elephantidae
Gene: RCOR3
Product: REST corepressor 3
Exons: 9
Coding region: 1801-3099 (432 amino acids)
Biological process (GO): negative regulation of DNA-templated transcription; regulation of transcription by RNA polymerase II
Cellular component (GO): transcription regulator complex; histone deacetylase complex
Molecular function (GO): transcription corepressor activity
Source: RefSeq, a predicted model, not a curated record
AAAUAUUUUAGUAUUAAGGCUCACCUCAGUAUUUACCAAAUCCAAACAAUAUCUGAUGAUAAGUUUCUAUCCUAAAAACGUACAUACAUUCAACCAACUUUGUAAACACCAAAAAGGUUCUAGAAAAGUCUGACCUUUUCUGUAUUAAGGAUUUUGCUUUUAUAAACAUUAUUCAUCACAAAGGCUUGAGCACUUUUCUUUCAGUACCUUUGUUUCUUACUCUAUUUUGAGUUCUGAAAGUAUCUGAAAGCGUUCAGGAUUACUCUGGCAAAUGCUUCCCAAGAUGAGAAAUAAGUUUUGGCGUAUUUUGGGAAAAAUAUAUAUGAAUAGAAUUUUAAAACAAGCCUUCUAUUUAAAAAAAAAUACAGAAUACAGGUAAUUUUUUUUGAACUUUUCGAUCCAAAAGAGCAAAAGUUUAGCUUUCAUUUAAAGAAAUAUUUAAGACUUUUUAAAUUUGAAUUAAAUAUAAGGGUUUUGUUGUUGUUGUUGUUGUUAAAUGACCUUAAAAGGCCACGUAUAUGGUUUGUUACCUGUAGUUAUGAGGGAGGAAAGAACAUGGAAAAGAAAUAAUUACAGAUUCUUAAAUCUUAUUUCAAUUAAGUAUAUCAACUUUUGACAGAAUUAAUAAUAAAGUAGGCAGAUUUGUUUUUCAAGAAGUAGGAAAGAUAUCUGUAAUCUGGAUUAUCAAGAUGUAAUUUUGUACUUGGUAACAUGGUAAAGUAACAUCAUUUCUGUGAAACUGAGACAUUUUCUUUUAAAUGAAGCCAACAUUUUCUGUGGAUUUUGAAGCCUUUAAUUGUGUAUUUUGUUUUUAAGCCUUGACUUCUUAAGACUUGUUUGAGAACAUUAAUCCUUUAAAAUGCCGAUAUGUUUAUUUCCAUAUUCAUUUUAAAGGACUAUUACUUAAAUUUUUUUUUUUUAUUACUUGAGUACAAAAAUUAACUUCCAAAAUCAUUAUUUAAGAAGUUCCUGUAUUUCUUUUUAAAAAAUUAGUUUGUCUUCUAAAUAGUACUUAAUACCUUACCAUAAAGAUAAAAGCCUGCUAUUUAUAAUAGGGGGCCCUGGUGGCAUAGUGGUUAAGAGCUCGGUUGCUAACCAAAAGGUUGACAGUUCGAAUCCACCGGCAGCUCCUUGGAAACCCUAUGAGGCAGCUCUGUUCUGUCCCAUAGGGUCACUGUGAGUUGGAAUCGACUCAACGGCAACGGGUUUUUUGGUUUAUUUAUAAUAGAGAGGAACGUUAUGGAAUUAUCGGAAGUUGUCUGUUUCAGGGUUUCUAAUGACUUGACAAGUCAUUGAAGUUAGUGAUCUGACUUGUAAUAAUUCUGUGUAUACAUUAUGAUAAUAAAGAACUUUAAAAAAUGUGUGUUAAAAUAUUAAGUUGUUAAAGUUGCACUUGAGGUACUCUUAACUUCUAGUGUUUAACCUAUGAUACAGUUGUAAAAAGUUAAAAUUUAAAUAUUUCUCUACUAAAUUCCCUCUUUACUGAGCACUUUUUGGUUUUUUUGCUUUAAUUGAUAAUUUCAGGCUUUACUCAAAUAUUGAUUUAUUGAUAUUUUCCUUUUAGCCUAUUUUUCUUUAUGCUUUGACAAAUGGAUAAAUACGGGUGAAAGUCUUACUACGAACCUACAAACCUGCUUAGUAAUUAUAGUCACUCUCCUCAGUUCACUGUUUUUCCUAGAUCCUGGAGCAGAUAUGGUAUGUAAGAACACUCACUGUUCUGAGGCCUUGAUUUAAAAGAAAUAACUAAAUGAGCUCUACUACCUGGGCACCCUUGAUUAAAAGCCCCAAACUGCACUUGGCAUGUUGUUCUGGCAUAAACAUAACAUUGAGAAGUCCCUUGCUGAUCUCCCUAAUUUCACUCCCUUUCCGGAUGAGUGGACAGUGGAAGAUAAAGUCCUAUUUGAACAAGCCUUUAGUUUUCAUGGGAAGAGCUUUCACAGGAUUCAACAAAUGCUUCCAGAUAAGACAAUUGCAAGCCUUGUAAAGUAUUACUAUUCGUGGAAAAAAACUCGGUCUAGGACAAGUUUGAUGGAUCGCCAGGCUCGUAAACUAGCUAAUAGACAUAAUCAGGGUGACAGUGAUGAUGAUGUAGAGGAAACACACCCAAUGGAUGGGAAUGAUAGUGAUUAUGAUCCUAAAAAAGAAGCCAAAAAAGAGGGUAAUACUGAACAACCUGUCCAAACUAGCAAGAUUGGACUGGGAAGGAGAGAGUAUCAGAGUUUACAGCAUCGCCAUCAUUCUCAGCGUUCUAAGUGCCGUCCACCUAAGGGCAUGUAUUUAACCCAAGAAGAUGUGGUAGCUGUUUCCUGUAGUCCCAAUGCAGCCAACACCAUCCUGAGGCAACUGGACAUGGAAUUGAUUUCUCUAAAACGUCAGGUUCAGAAUGCUAAGCAAGUUAACAGUGCACUUAAACAGAAAAUGGAAGGUGGAAUUGAAGAAUUCAAACCUCCUGAGUCAAAUCAGAAAAUUAAUGCCCGUUGGACCACAGAGGAGCAGCUUCUAGCAGUGCAAGGUGUCCGCAAAUAUGGUAAAGAUUUUCAAGCUAUUGCAGAUGUAAUUGGCAACAAGACUGUUGGCCAAGUGAAGAACUUCUUUGUAAACUACAGGCGUCGGUUUAACUUAGAGGAGGUAUUGCAGGAGUGGGAAGCAGAACAAGGAACCCAGGCUUCUAAUGGUGAUGCUUCUACUUUAGGGGAGGAGACAAAAAGUGCUUCUAAUGUGCCAUCAGGGAAGAGCACUGAUGAAGAAGAGGAGGCACACACCCCACAGGCUCCUCGGACUCUGGGUCCUUCUCCUCCUGCCCCAUCAUCCACUCCAACACCAACAGCCCCCAUUGCCACUCUGAACCAGCCUCCACCACUUCUUCGUCCAACCCUGCCUGCUGCCCCUGCUCUUCACCGGCAGCCUCCUCCACUCCAGCAGCAGGCUCGGUUCAUCCAGCCCCGGCCAACUUUAAAUCAGCCUCCACCACCUCUCAUCCGCCCUGCUAAUUCUAUGCCACCCCGUCUAAACCCAAGACCAGUGUUGGCCACCGUUGGUGGUCAACAGCCACCAUCACUUAUCGGAAUUCAGACAGAUUCACAGUCCUCACUGCACUAAGAGUUAAUUGAACAGAGCUGCAAUAACUCUUCACCCCAUCAUUAUACCAGUGCUCAUCUGACUGAUGCAAAAACAGAAAAGAAUAAUCCUUCCUAGAUACUGAGGCUCCAAACUACUUCUGUGGUAGUGGAAUAGCGUAAGUGGGUGUCUAAGAAGUUUUUCAGUUCACUAGACUAAAAUGUUAUGCAACAAAAAGCCUCCAGAUAGCCUCCUUUCUAGAGUAUAUGUUCAGCAAUGUGAUCUCAUAAAAGGAAAAAAAAAAAAAAAGAUUAAGUAUUCUAUAUACCAAGGUUUUUGUUGUUGUUGUUUUGUUUUUACUAUAUUUAUUUCAUUGAAGUUCUUUAUCUUCCAGCCUCUUCAUAGUCAGGGCUCUUAUUAGUACAGAAAUAUUGAUUAAGGAAUUGUGAAAACUCCUUAGGUUUCUUCAGUUAAGUAUGUUUGACUUUUUUUUCUGUUUUCUUUAAUUUAAUUUUUUUUUAAAUAAACAUUUUCCUACGUUAGGAGUGCAAGAAUAAAUAGCCUGCAUUUCAGAUUUUGACAUAUGUUCAUUUAAUGCAUAUUUAAGAAAUUAUAGCUGAAUAUUCAUUUUUCAAAAGAUGUUGCUUUUUUUCCAGAGGAAUUUUAAUUAUUCCUUUAAAAGAAAGCAAUUUAAUCAAUUGCAAAGCAAUUACAUGAAACCACAAAGAAUAUACUGAAUUUACUAGCCCUUUAACAUACAAUUAAGGGUCUUAGUGCAAAGUCCUUGUUUAAAGGUCAUUGGCCCAUCAUUUAUCAGUAAUAAGGGGAUUGGAAUAAUAAUUUUACAUACAGAUAAGAACUUAAUUUGUUCAAGUACAAUGUCUUUUAAGUUCCUUGAAAAUGGAGUUGAUUUUUUUUUAAUGUUUCUAAAUGUUAUGCGCUUUUAAAUAGUACAGGCAGCCCCCAGAUUAUGAACGUGUUCCAUUCCUAAGUCUGUCUUUAAGUCGAAUUUGUAUGAAAGAAGAGUUAGGUACGGUUCGUAUCUAAUAUCAGUUAGUCAGAUGUUUGUCUUAGAUAGUAUAGUGUACCUUUCUAUGCAUAAAAAACAAACACUUCCAGAUACACUAAAAAAUCUUUAACAUAAUUAUACAGUGAUGAUAAUGUUUUAAUGUGAGUCACAAAGUAGCACCUGUUUUGUUUCUAUGAACCAUUGUAUGUACUGGGAAUUUUUAAUAUAAUAGGCUUUACAGGGGUUGGUUCAUAACUACCGGUUGUAUAUAAGUCGGUCGUUUGUAACCCAGGGACUGCCUGUAGUUUCCUACACUUGGGAACUUUAAAAGAAUUAUAUUUCAUCAUUUAUGUGGAAAUGGUAGUUAUGGAAGCAUUUAUUUGUAAUACCCUUUUGUGUUUAGAUUUUUCUGAACUUAAAAUUGCCCUCAUCUUAUGAAUAUGGUCUGCACUUAAUAUAAAAGAUGUUUUCUUGAUAAAUCUCUGUCGUACUGUUUGGAUGCAUUUGUGUAUUCCUUACAGCCAGCCUGUACUUGUGGGUUUGGUUUAGGGUUAAAUCAUCAACAUUACUUCAUAAAACAAAAUCGAGAACUUGCUCUGUGUUAUCUAAAAAAUGUAUCAGUAUAUUGUCACAAUUGUGCUGUUAACUAAAAUGCUGAGACCCCUUUUUAUAAAAAAGAAAAAAAAAGAUAUUUCAAGUCUCCUCAAUUCAACACAUAAUCAUUAAACAUCUCUAAGGAGUAUUUUACAAGUGAUGGUAUUUCAACAAUGUGUUACUAAUGUUUUUGAUAGAAUAAUUUAAUAUUGGAAUCAUAACUUGGGCAAAGGGACAGAUCACUUAAAUUGCUAUACUAGUGGAACGUAAGGCUAAAUGUUUGCACGUUCAUAUUCUCAUUACAUUUAGAACUGGUUCAUAACAUGGUUAACAUUUAAGGACUUAGUUUGUUUUGAGAGAUCAUAUUUUUCCCAAAAUAUUGGAAAAAUAGUCCCUACCAUUGCCUCUAAAACAUUAAAGAGCUAAAACUAAUUCAUUGGUUAGUUUUACUUCUGAAAUUUAGACCACUUCUUUCCAUAAGGACCUUAAGUUCUGGCAUGAUGUAAAAACAUUUUCCCAGAAUGGGUUCUUUCAUUCUCAUUGGAUCAUCUCAGUUCCUGCUCCUGAAUGGUAGAUAAAAUCUAACUGAUUAAAAAAUUCUUAGUAUUCAAGAAUUUUUACUUUAAAAGCCAUUGGGGACAGUUACAUAUCUUAAAAGAAAAUAUCUAAUGCAUUUUUUUUAAAUACUUAGAUCAGUUCUUGCAUAUGUGCAUUCUAUAACCUUUAUAGCUUUUAUUGUCUUGUCUCGUCGAUAGACCUUCAGUAUACGAUAUGUGGCAUAUGUCAGUCAAGUUGGUCAGUCCCAGCAUCUGUCCAGCUGUUCGGUAUAUUGUGAUUCAUUUAAAAUCUGUCCUAUCCCAGACAUGGGCCAAGGUGCUGUAUCUGAGGGAUGUGCUGUAAUUUAUGUCCAUUAGAGCACACAGCAGAAAAAUCUUAGCUUCAGUAGUAAUAAUGACACCUGUAUAUAGUGAGAUGUCUAUUGUGUGCUUUGCAUAUUUUGUAAAUAUAUUGCACGUCAUUUUUCUUUUUUGUUUUAAGCAGUGUUUGGCCUGGAAGAGUGAUAUGCUUGCUGCUUAAUCAAAGGAUUAAAGAUUUAAAGAUG